Messenger RNA from Fomitiporia mediterranea MF3/22, 2718 nucleotides. RefSeq names its product Isy1-domain-containing protein. Lineage: Eukaryota; Fungi; Basidiomycota; Agaricomycetes; Hymenochaetales; Hymenochaetaceae. The transcript has 10 exons. The coding region runs from base 1604 to 2632 and encodes 342 amino acids. Gene Ontology annotation, biological process: mRNA 3'-splice site recognition; generation of catalytic spliceosome for second transesterification step. Gene Ontology annotation, cellular component: Prp19 complex; catalytic step 2 spliceosome; post-mRNA release spliceosomal complex. The record is from RefSeq and is a predicted model, not a curated record.
CAGGAAUCAGGUGUAUUAAUCUAGAUGCAACCGUAAGGAGUACAGUUCACGAACGAAUACAUGAUUAUUCGAAGCGUUUCCACGCGAACUUUUCAACCUCUUUCAUCCUUGGACGAUGUUUCUUGGGUAAUACUGGCACACGCGGUUCUAACAGAGCACGAUGUUGCAUACUGAGGAAGCGGUCUCUGAAGAGAUUACCUUCCACCUUCAAGCCACGGAGACUUUCCGACAGAUCUUCACCGAGUUGCACCUCCGGUUCUGCUUCUGGUAUGACGUGUUUUCCAAGUCGUCGGCCUGCUAGUCCGGAACGACGUAGCUUCUCUUGUAAUAUAAGUUGCCGCUGAAUCUGUCCCUGUUCACGCGCAGAUAACGUGCCGUCUAUAAUUUUCUUUGUCGACUUCACUGAGUCGAGGGUGGCGAGCAGACGCUUCUUUGCAGCUCGUUCAGCAAGUGCGCGUUUUUCUGCACGCUGCUUUUCUGCCUUUUUACGUUGUUGUUUCGUUUUCCGUACUGUAGGUUUCUUGGGCAAAGGUGCGUCGCCUCGCUCAUCGUCAUCCUCAUGGCUGUCUGUUUCCUUGCCAUCGUCGACGGUCAUCCCUAUCGGGACGCCUAGUGUCACCUCAGCUAACUGUACCUUCCUUGCUGCAUCCACUUUCUCCUUCAGACGUGCGAGCUUCUCAGCUUCUUUUUCAUCCCUUUCCGCCUUCUCAUUCGCAAGUCGGAGUAACGCCCGGUGGGCAUCCACCGGAGGAUUGUACGAUGAGCCGGCAUGAGGCACAACUACGGUCGGGACUGCAAUUUCUUCGCGUAAUGUACUUGACUGCGGUGCAUUUACUUUGAGCUUUUCGGCCGGGGGCGGUAGGAAGUCUCCAACCCCAACAUCCGAGGUUGCGGGACGACCUCCUGGAGCCCAGACAUCGUAUGUGCCACUUUGCUUGACGGCGUGACUUGGGUCAAGUAGCGCACUUCCCUUACCAAGCUCUGAAGUGUCUUCAACACUAUUAAAAGGUCCCAGUCGUUUCCUCUUUCCGAUACGUAGCAGACGUUUCUUGUCUUCCUGGGUGAUACGUAUUGGCUUCUUUGUGGAAGGGGUUGAGUGACGGGAGAGGACUGCGGGUACGGCUGAUCGCUGUGCAAGUGCUUUGUAGUAGGAAAGUUGAGAUUUAUCGAAUUUGGGUAGACGUUCGCGGGCGUCUUCGUCUCCCUUCACGUCGACUUGAAACAGUUCGUCAUUAGUUUUGGAGCGCAAUGAUGACCCAGUUUCCCGCUCCUCUGCACGCAUUUCUUCGAGACCACCUUCUACUUGACCAAUGUCCACAUUCUUCCGCCAAGCUUUCUUGCCUUUCCGACUCGAUUGUCUGUACUGCGAUGGUGCUCCUGUUUUGUUAUUUGACGUCUUCGCCUUUUUCAUCACCGCUACAGCCAUUUUUUUUUCUACUUGCAACGAUGGUCGUCUGCGAUAGACUGGCAACUACCACAGCAAAAUUAAAGGAGAUCGACGUGUUGCCUGGAAAGGAAUUUGCACAGCCACGGUACGUUACUUCUGUGUCCCUCUGAGUCUAAGUCCUAGAUAGACGUCGACCACGUCCUUUGCUUCCAAAAAAUGGCCCGUAAUGAAGAGAAGGCACAGUCCAUGCUUUACCGUUUCCGAGAGGCGCAAGCCGCUGAGCUUGGUCUUGGAACACGGAGCGACCGACGACCGCGCAUGGCAAGCGCAUGUAAAAGCCUGCGAGAAUGUGAGCGAUGGAGAGGUGAAAUUCUAAGAGAAAUCAGCCGCAAGGUGUCGAAAAUUCAGGACGCUGGCUUGACAGACUAUGAAGUGCGCGACGUGAACGACGAGAUCAACAAGUUAUUGCGCGAAAAACGACAUUGGGAAAACCAGAUUGUUGCAUUGGGAGGUGCCAAUUAUCGACGGAAUGUUGCUAUGUUGGAUGAUGAAGGGAAGGAGGUUCCUGGGACGAAAGGAUACAAAUACUUUGGUCGAGCGAAGGAGUUACCUGGUGUGAAGGAACUUUUCCAGGGCCGCAAAAAGGAACAGGAUGAGGAGGACAAGAUGCACGCCUUCUACAAAAAGUUCACCGGUCAAGGCCCAUCAUACUAUGGAGACCUGGACGAGAAAGACGGUGAACUGCUUAAAUAUGAGCGAUCACAAGAGGAAGAAGAAUGGGAAGAAGCGUAUUCAACAUUACGGGAAGUGCUCGGUAUUCCGGAAGAUGAGCCUGUCCCACCAAUGCCAGGCCGCGACAAAGCCAAUCCGCUCAGUACGACAACGCAUCAACAACUGGCCUCCGGUAUUUCAGACGCUACGAAACGAAAAGCUCCAGAUGGCGACAUGGACAUGGUUGCUCCCUCUUCGAUAUCACAGCCGUCAGAUGCCUCUACCGAUGCUACAAAGCGACCAAAGCUCACUGAAACGCAAGACGAUGUUUCUGCCACGAAUGGCAUCGUGACCACACAAGGACAGCCGUCAAUGGACACCGCGAUACAAAGUGCAAAAAUGGCCGCCGCGUUUAUCCCAUUCCUCGCACCGGAAGAUCUUCUCCCGCCAAAGUUGCCUACGAAAGACGAGAUGGAAGGUGUACUUCUCGAACUUCGCAAGCGCGCGUUGGUCGAAGAGUAUUUUGGCGAGUGAUAAGGAGGAGGCAUCUACCUACGUAUUUGCCUUCCCAGUACUGUACAUGUUUUUCUGCUUUGUUAUUGUGCAAUAUUAAACCUGAU